This is a messenger RNA of Poecilia latipinna (sailfin molly), 1988 nucleotides long. Its product is annotated as collagen alpha-1(XI) chain-like. The annotation marks the transcript as partial. The transcript is spliced from 4 exons. The record is from RefSeq and is a predicted model, not a curated record. NCBI's taxonomy places the organism in Eukaryota, Metazoa, Chordata, Actinopteri, Cyprinodontiformes, Poeciliidae. Gene Ontology annotation, molecular function: extracellular matrix structural constituent.
CUUCAAAUUGAUUUUCCUCCGUUCUCUUCAGGUGAGUACUGGAUUGAUCCCAACCAAGGCUGCUCUGGGGAUUCAUUCAAAGUCUACUGUAACUUCACUGCUGGGGGUGAAACCUGCAUCUAUCCGGACAAAAAGUCCAAUGGGGUCAGAAUAUCCUCGUGGCCUAAGGAGACUCCAGGUUCAUGGUUCAGUGAAUUCAAGCGGGGUAAAAUAUUUUCCUACGUGGACGCUGACGGAAACUCGAUCAACAUGGUACAGAUGACCUUCCUCAGACUACUGACCGCCUCAGCCAGGCAAAACUUCACCUACAGCUGCCACCAGUCUGUGGCGUGGCACGACGCGGCCAGCGACAGCCACGACAAGGCGCUGCGCUUCCUGGGUGCCAACGACGAGGAGAUGUCUUUCGACAACAACCCGUUCCUCCAGGCCAUCUCGGAUGGCUGUUCGACAAGAAACGGCUACGGAAAGACUGUGAUGGAGCUCAACACUCCCAAAAUCGACCAGGUUCCAAUCGUCGAUGUCAUGUUGACUGAUUUCGGGGACCCGAACCAGAAGUUCGGGUUUGAAGUUGGACCUGUCUGCUUUCUUGGAUGAACAAAGAUAGAAAUUUAAAAAAAAAAAAUAAAAAUAAAGACUUGAUGAGGACAGGAAAUAAAGUCAAGCCAGGACAUCCUGGGUGCCACCAAAUUUUAACCCCCCCCCACCAAACCCCAACCCUUUUCUAUGCCACAUGCAAGUUUUGAAUGAGCGAUGGCGUAGCAGACAUGUCCUUCCAUGUCUGCGCGCGUAAUCCCGGAAGCGCUUGUGGGGCUCGAACCACACGACUAUAGCACGCUACGGACAGGAAGGCGAGGGACGCAGGAGCGGCGUGGCAGACGAGGAGGAGUCGGAGGCGACCGACGGACAGGGCCUGGCGACGCGAGGCGAAACGGAUCUCUUCGCCCGAAACCCGCCCCCCUCCCCACCCCCAGGUGCUGUACGAAAACAACAAAUGGUGCUUGAUCCAAAACACGACACACACAAACAAAAAGUAUAUAGUGGUGCUAAGAAAGAAGGUGUAUUUUGAUAAUUAUAUAUAUAAAUGUAUUAAAAAGGAAAAAAAAAAAAGAAAAAAUUUUAUUAUUAUUUUGUACAAUACUGUUAUUUCUAAAUCCACUUUCAAAACUUGCAUGUGUAUCAGAACCUGAUUUGGGCUCAGACGUAUACAGAGUAAGUUGGAACCAUGCAUACGUACAUUCUGGGUUUUAGUUUUUGGGGUUCUUGUUGUCAUUUCCUCUCUACGUUCUGUGUACUCGUCAUGAAGCAAAUAAAAAAAACAAACUAUGAGCAUUUCAACAAUCCUAUUUUCAAAUUAGACUGUAUGCCCCAUUGUAUAUACUGACUGUCCAAAACUUGAGUUUGUUUUUUCUUUUGGUUGUUUUACUCUUGUGACUGCAGGUAAAACAACUGCAUUUAUCACAACAGCACAAAUUACGGCGACAUCUCCCACUAAUGUUGCGACCCUGUGCUCCUAGAAGGCAAUUACGACCUCCAUUUUCCUCUUUAUUUAAAUAUAUUUGUUGUUAUUAUUAUUUUAUUUUAUUUUUUCCAGUUUCACUUUUUUUUUGACUGGCUUUUGCUUGUAUACCUCAGACUUUCUUGAUAACCUUUAAAAAGCAAGGACUCUAUGCCCUGUAUAUACCCUGACUAAGCGAAUAAAUUUAUAUUUUGGGUGGGGAUAUUUUUAAAGGUAAGAAAAACCUAAACUUGUUCGACAUCCACUGUUCAGAUCCUUCUGUGAAUGCAAUGAGAAGCCCUUGCAGUAACCCAUUUUUGUUACUAAAAAUGAGGAAAUGUUUUAUUGUGCUGUUUUUUUGUUUUUUUUUAGUUCAUUUAAAUAUUAAAAAAAUGGAUUCUAAACAAUAGCGAGCCAAAUGUCUCAGUUGUGUGUAAAAGAUUUUGGAUUGUAGAAAAUGUUUAUAGACCGGAUAAAAAAAACCUGAAACACA